Messenger RNA from Coprinopsis cinerea okayama7#130, 507 nucleotides. RefSeq lists its product as hypothetical. The record is from RefSeq and is a predicted model, not a curated record. The transcript is spliced from 6 exons. NCBI's taxonomy places the organism in Eukaryota, Fungi, Basidiomycota, Agaricomycetes, Agaricales, Psathyrellaceae. Bases 1 to 507 code for a protein of 168 amino acids.
AUGCCCCGCCAGAAGAAAAAACAGGCUGAAGAGGAAGAGCUCGCUGAUUUUGACUUUCUCGAAUCUCAGCCUUCAAGCAGCGAGGAUCAGCAGAUAGAACGUAUCCUGGCAGAGAGAAUAGCAGCUGCAAAGGAAAAGAAACGACAAGAGCGAGACCAACGGUUCUUGGACGGUGCUUCAACCUCGCUCAACAAGAUCCUCGAUGAAGCAGAGGAAGAGGUGCAGUCCACCGCAGAGGCCAUCGACAAAUUGUUCAGUCAAUUCGUGGAAGAGUAUGCUGCGAUAGAGGACCGCAUCCAUCAUCUGUGGACUGAGAUUUUGAAGCGUCAUCAAUUUAUCGAGGGCCUUCUCCAAGAGAAGCACAAGCUCAGCCUUGAGCUCGCGAAGAAAUGCGAGGAUAAGCAUAUUCAUGGCUUAUCCAAGAUGAAGGGAGCUUGCAAACAAUUCGAGGCAGCCGUACAGUCCUUACUCGAAGAAUCGGAAGACGAAGAAGAUUCGGAUUCCUAG